Colias croceus (clouded yellow) is the source of this 2022-nucleotide messenger RNA. RefSeq names its product cysteine synthase-like. Gene Ontology annotation, molecular function: cysteine synthase activity; cystathionine beta-synthase activity. Lineage: Eukaryota; Metazoa; Arthropoda; Insecta; Lepidoptera; Pieridae. Bases 267 to 1949 code for a protein of 560 amino acids. The transcript has 10 exons. The record is from RefSeq and is a predicted model, not a curated record. Gene Ontology annotation, cellular component: cytoplasm.
UAUUAUUAUAAAUGUGUUCUAACUGUUAUUGUUAUCUUUAAGUUCUAUGUAUAUACUUCCUUUUAUCGUGUUUUGUACAUUAGGUACAGUGUUAAUGAAUUGUUAACAAAUUAAAAUAAUUGUUGCUUUAAUUAUAGAACAAUAAAAAAGUUUUAUUUAUAGAAAUCUAUUUUUAUUGCUCUUUUUAUCUUUACGUCAACGAUUUUUUUACUAGAUUUAAAAUUGAAUAUGACCAUGAAAAUAGCUAUUGUUAAAACUUACUCCACAUGAAUGACAUCUUGGCAUCUUACUUUGCUGAUAAGCUAAAUAUAGGUAUACUUAUGGGUCAUAAAUAUCUAUAUAGACAUUUAAUAAAUCGAGAUUCUGUUAUUCUUUUAACACUCGCUCAGUAUCGUUUCUACAAGUUAGUUUGUCCCAUCGAUAUCGAUAAGUCACUUCUGCGUUCACAAAUCACAAUGUUCAAUUUAAUUGACGCUAGACAUAAGCUAUCUUGCAUUCCAAAUGAAGCAGCUCAUUUGAAACCGUGGGGAAAUAGAAAAAUUCAUAAUUCUAUUUUAGAAUUUGUUGGAAAUACGCCUCUUGUAAAGUUAAAUAAAAUACCAAAAGAGUAUGGAUUGGAGUGUGAAAUUUACGCAAAAUGUGAAUAUAUGAAUCCUGGCGGAUCUAUCAAGGAUCGAAUUGCUCUUGCCAUGGUCAAAGAUGCGGAAAAAGGGGGAAAUAUUUCGAAAAACACGAUAUUUGUAGAACCGACUUCUGGAAACACUGGCAUCGGUGUUGCGUUUGAUGCUGCCCUUAUGGGAAAUAAAAGUAUAAUUAUUACUGGCCAAAAAAAUUCUGAUGAAAAAGUUAGAACCAUGCAACUACUAGGGGCGGAAGUUAUCCAAACAAAUAUAUCAUCCGUUGAUAUUGCUCGAAAAAUACACGAUGAGGAUCCCGAGAACGUAGUUAUACUCAAUCAGUUUGAAAAUCCCAUGAAUCCUAAGAUACAUUAUGAAACGACUGCUGAAGAAAUCUUGCAUUCUUUGGGCCAAGUAGAUAUGUUUGUGUUGGCAACUGGUACUGGAGGGACCAUGUCUGGCGUCGGACACAAAUUGAAAGAACGUCUAGCCGACUGCCACAUCGUAGUCGCAGAACCAGAUGGAUCUACCAUGUUCAAUGUCAACGGGAAGAGUCACCCGUUUUUGGUUGAAGGGAUUGGAGGAUCUGAAAUUCCUAUCGUUUUAGACAAAUCGGUAGCCGAUUCAUUUGAAGUGGUAACGGAUGAAGAAUCAUUUCUAAUGGCUAGAAAAUUAUGUCAGAAAGAAGGACUACUGUGUGGAGGCAGCAGUGGCACAGCCAUGGCAGCCGCUGUACGAGCUGCUAAAAAGAUGAAACUCGAUGGAAAAAAACGUGUCGUUGUAAUUUUACCAGAUGGUAUCCGAAAUUAUAUGACUAAAUUCGUUAGCGAUCAGUGGAUGGAAGCACAGCUUUUCAUGGACCCGCCUGAGCACACCAUGAGGUGGUGGAAACAUCCAAUUACAAAAAUUACCCCCAACCACAAGUAUCCCAAAGUUGAUACUGAAUGUACGUGUCGUGAAGCUAUAAAAGAAAUGGGAAAAGAGAAUAUCGCUAUCGUAGUGAAUGACGAAGGACAUUUUGUAGGUGCAGUUUCAAAAGACAGUUUUCGAAAUUAUGCAACUAAUCCCACCAAGCUUCCUGGACACGAUUCUGAAGACUUCGAUUUUAAUGCCAAAGUUACUGAUUAUUUGGUGAAACAUUGCUAUACUCUUGCAAAAAAUGGAAAAAAGGGAAUGCCUACUGUGGGGUUGUUGUCCAGAGUAUUAGAUAUCACUGAUUUUGUGGUUAUCGGAAGAAACAUUACUGCAGAGAAUGAACAAGCUCAUUUUAUCCCGGAAAGUGUCGCUACUGCAGAUGACGUCCUCAAUUACAUCAUGCACCAUCAAAAAUAAGACUUCUAAAACUUUUAUGAACAACCUUGUAUUAUACAAUAUUGCAUACUGAAUAUAUAACAAAUAACAAUAG